Messenger RNA from Salvia miltiorrhiza (redroot sage), 546 nucleotides. RefSeq names its product ferredoxin C 1, chloroplastic. Lineage: Eukaryota; Viridiplantae; Streptophyta; Magnoliopsida; Lamiales; Lamiaceae. Gene Ontology annotation, molecular function: electron transfer activity; 2 iron, 2 sulfur cluster binding. The record is from RefSeq and is a predicted model, not a curated record. Gene Ontology annotation, biological process: electron transport chain. Bases 1 to 429 code for a protein of 142 amino acids. The transcript has a single exon.
AUGGCAGCUCUCCGCUUAACUCCAUCUCUCCCUCCCAACUUCUACAGACAAUCGAAACCCUCCCCCCAAUUCCAUGGAAUUACUCCACAUCUGAAUCGGCAUUCCGGCCGCCUCUCCGCCUACAAAGUGGUGAUAGAGCAGGGCGACAAACUGACGGAGCUGGAAAUCGAUGAAGACGAGACGAUCCUGUCGCGGGCCCUGGACAUGGGCCUCGACGUGCCGCACGACUGCAAGCUCGGCGUAUGCAUGACGUGCCCGGCGAAGCUCGUCUCCGGCAAGGUCGAUCAGAGCGAGGGCAUGCUGAGCGACGACGUCAUUGAGCGCGGCUACGCCCUCACUUGCGCCGCCUACCCGCGCUCCGAUUGCCACAUCAAGAUCAUCCCCGAGGAGGAAUUGCUCUCCCUCCAGCUAGCUACUGCCAAUGACUAGAAUCUUUUUUCUUACUUGCAAUAUUCAGUAUUAUAUGAGAGUUGUUCCCCCUCUAUGUGUUGUUCAAACCUAUGCACUGUCCUAACGUUUCAAUUUCUCAUCAAACGACUUGCUUAU